UCCUUCCUUUUUUUUCCUAACAUGGAAGGACUACUGAUUCUAGCUCUCAUCAUUCUUCAAUUUCCUCUCUUCUCCUUAAGCAAUAACCACGAUUACUCAGAUGCGUUGUCGAAAUGCAUUCUAUUCUUCGAAGGCCAGCGUUCCGGAUGCUUGCCGGCCGACCAGAGAAUGACAUGGCGUUCGAAUUCCGGCCUCGGCGAUGGAUGGCAAGUGAAUGGCGCUCUGACCGGCGGUUAUUAUGACGCCGGCGAUAAUGUUAAAUUCGGUUUUCCGAUGGCUUUCACCACCACAAUGCUGGCCUGGAGUAUCAUUGAGUUCGGCGAAUCUAUGCCGGCCGGCGAGCUUAGAAAUUCGUUAGUGGCGACCAGAUGGGCCACGGAUUAUCUCCUGAAGACGGUUUCGCAACUGCCUGACCGAAUCUUCGUUCAGGUGGGUGACCCGAGUUCAGAUCACAACUGUUGGGAAAGGGCAGAGGAUAUGGAUACAAUGCGGACGGUUUACACAGUUGAAUCUCCGAACCCGGCCUCCGAUGUCGCCGGAGAGACAGCGGCAGCUCUAGCCGCCGCGUCCAUCGCCUUUAGGUCUUCAGAUCCUGGCUAUUCCGAAACUCUUCUUAGGGCAGCCACCAUGUCCUUUCAUUACGCUGAUAGUCACAGAGGAGCUUACAGUGAUAAUGCCAACAUCAAAGAUGGCGUCUGCCCUUUUUACUGUGACUUCGAUGGUUACCAGGACGAAUUGCUGUGGGGAGCGGCGUGGUUGAGAAGGGCCACUCAACAAGAUUCUUACCUUAAUUACAUACAAGACAAUGGAAAAACGCUUGGAGCUGCAGACAACAUUAAUGAAUUCGGUUGGGACAAUAAACAUGCUGGUCUCAAUGUUCUUGUCUCCAAGGAGGUUUUUGAAGGGAAUAUGAUGUCGUUACAAUCAUACAAAGCAUCGGCAGAUAGUUUUAUGUGCACUUUAAUACCUGAAUCAGAUUCAUCCCAUAUUGAAUAUACUCCAGGUGGACUCAUAUAUAGACCUGGAGGAAGCAAUUUGCAGCAUGCAACUUCCAUAUCAUUUCUAUUAUUAACAUACGCAGAAUACUUGGAUCGAUCUUCUCAGACUGUUAACUGCGGUAGCGUCGCUGUUGGAGCAGCAAGGCUUCGACAGUUGGCCAAACGACAGGUUGAUUACAUAUUGGGAGACAAUCCUAAGGGAAUGUCUUAUAUGGUUGGAUACAGUGAUUACUACCCGCAAAGAAUUCAUCAUCGAGGAUCAUCUAUGCCUUCGAUUAAGGAUCAUCCUGAAAUGAUCAAGUGUAAGGAGGGGACUGUUUAUUUCAACAGUUCUAACCCGAAUCCAAACUUGUUGGUGGGUGCUAUUGUUGGUGGGCCUGAGGAGGAUGAGUUGUAUGAGGACGUUAGGGAUAAUUUUCGCAAGUCGGAGCCGACUACUUAUAUUAAUGCGCCGUUUGUCGGCGUGCUCGGGUAUUUUGUUGCUAACCCGAUUGCGGGUUAGUGAUUUGGAACUCGUUAAGGCCUUAUGGUGUAAAAGAAAAAAAAAAUCCGUGAUAAUUAGGAUUUGAACAUUAAGGCUGUAUGAAUAAUGGUCUUUCAUCUUGUUGAAAUACAAGUAUUGAAGAGGCCUGCUUGUCUGGUUAGAAUAGAAGUUUAAGUUUAGUGAAAAAAGCAUGUACUCUUGUUUGAUCACAAGUGAUUAAUAUAAUAUGAAAGAAUUAAUCUCGACCGACCG
Molecule: messenger RNA, 1734 nt
Organism: Impatiens glandulifera
Lineage: Eukaryota; Viridiplantae; Streptophyta; Magnoliopsida; Ericales; Balsaminaceae
Product: endoglucanase 24-like
Exons: 4
Coding region: 22-1500 (492 amino acids)
Biological process (GO): carbohydrate metabolic process
Molecular function (GO): hydrolase activity, hydrolyzing O-glycosyl compounds
Source: RefSeq, a predicted model, not a curated record